Lolium perenne is the source of this 1410-nucleotide messenger RNA. Lineage: Eukaryota; Viridiplantae; Streptophyta; Magnoliopsida; Poales; Poaceae. The record is from RefSeq and is a predicted model, not a curated record.
AUGGAGAGCAUCCUCUCCUUCUUCCUUUGCGGUCAGGGUGUCCGCCUCUCUGUCGAGUGCGUCUCCAAUGGCGUCUUCCACGUCGUGGUUGCCUCGCCGGCGGUGGCGCGCUUCCUCCUGCGCUCCGGUCCCAAGCAUUGCGAGCGCUUUCAGCUUGGAUUUCACGCCUCCCUGCCUGCCGCCAGAGACGCUGCUGCCGCUGUCACCCUGGCCCCAACUCCCCCGCCGCCACGUAAGCGACGUGCGCGUCGCCGUAAACCUGCAUGGUCUCGCUUGCCCGCCUCCUCGGUAGGGUUUGGUGGCAAGAGUUUAAUUCCGCUCCCCCGCGCCGGAAACCUGGAAAGUUUACGCGCCUCGACCGCCGUCGCUCAGCCUGUCCCGUCCCCGUUUAAGGAAGCCGCGUCCGCCGCUGCACCCCUACCGCCCUACACCGGCGAGCCCAUGCAUCCUCCCCUCGAGCCCAACGCCACCAGUUAUGGCGCUCCCCCUUCUCCGGCUGCCAACCGCGUUGGAUGCUUCAAUGCUCCUGCCGCAACCCCCGCUCCGCGCUCCUAUUUGGACGUCGCCAGCUCGCCUCCCUCGCCGUGCCCUAAAACCCCUGCAGCCCCUUUCAAGCUUUUGAGCUUAGACGGCUGCUUUCGCUGCCUCUCCCCUCUGCACCUCGUUAGAGAGUGUCGCGACCCCAUCCGCUGCCGUGCUUGUGGCCGUUCUGGUCAUCGGCGCCGCGAGUGCACCAUGCCGUUCCCGCAACCCACCUUUGUUCCCACCGUCCGCACGCCGCGCCCCGCCGCCGCUGUGACUGCGCCACCCCGCCGUGUCACGCCUUACCCCUCCGCCCUGUCCUCGCCACUGUCCCCGUCCCCUUCCGCCCGGCGUGCCAGAUCCUUGUCGCCUCCUCGCCGCAUGGGGCCUCUGUUUGAGGUUGGGGAAUCCAGCCACCCGCCCAUUCCCGAGGAGGAGCGCCUCAUCCACGUUGUCGAGCCGCCGCAGCCUACCCGUGCUGAACCUGUUGGGUCGCUGGUCGAUGACGAGGAGGAGGUGGAGUCCGGCGACGACUCUGACGAGCCUCCGGAUGAGGUUUUCAUGCCUCCCGACGACAUGUUCACGGCCCGCUGCAUGGCGGUGGCGUACGUCGAAUUGCUGCCGCCGUUCACCUCCCCCGGCGCCGCCAUCGCCGAGGCCAUCUUCACCGAGCUCCCAGGGCUUCACGUCACGCUGGUCCCGUCCUCCCUCGGUGACAUGUACGCCAAAUUCCUGUCGGAGGAGGAGAGCUGGCCGUUCUCCACCAGCCUUUCCACCUUGACAGGGCUACCAUUCGCCUUGUGCGCGAGGAGGAAGCCGACCGCGUCCCCUGUGACAUGUAGUGGGUCGCUCUCGUCGUGGUUCGGAGAGUGCCGGCGGAGCACCUGA